GCUGCAGGUUGGCCACCAAAGGGGGUGUUAGGCGAAUGCACCAUGCCGCUGCAGGACGACACCCUCCGGGAGGUGUGGGCCUCGGACAGCGGACAUGAGGAGGAAGACUGGGGCCCAGAGGUCCAGCGGUGCCCCAAGCAGCAAUCCACCAGGGGACAGAAGUUGAAGAAGAAAAGGACGGAGGCCCCUGAGUCCCUCUGCCCUUCUGGAUCCAAGCCCCGGCGACCUGGAGUCCGGCGGCGGGGGAGGCCGCGGGAGGAGCCCGCCCCGGAGCCGGCCCAGGCCCGGGCGCCGCAGACGGUCUACGCUAAGUUCCUCAGGGAUCCAGCGGCCAGGAAGCGCGACCCCCGGGAAACUUUUCUGGUCGCCAGUGUCUCAGGAGCGGAGGACGAGGGUGAAGAGGAGGAAGAGGAGGACCAUGACGAGGAAGAGGAGGAGGAGGAAAAGGAAGAGAAAAGCCCCUUGCCUCCCAAAAAGCCCACUAAACAGAAGGCUUCUGCAGACAUCAAGGAGAGAAGAGCCAAGGCCCAGAGUCCGAAGGGCAACCUGGGAAGCCCUGUCCCCCCAGUGAAACCUCUGCGCAUUAAGAAGAAGGAAGUGCCAGCUGGGGACGGGGCCACAACGAGAAAGACAAAGAAGAAAGGGUCUGGGGAGGCUGACAAGGACCCCUCAGUGAGCCCAGCCAGUGUACAGAAGAAGAUCCCAGCAGCCAUGUUUCUGGUUGGGACAGAUGGCCCAGCUGAGAAAGCUCUGAAGAAGAAAGGCACUCCCAAAGGCGCAGAAGAGGAGAGGAAGGAGGAAGAAGAGGGUGAGGAGGAAGAAGUGGCUGCUGUGGUGACCAAGAACAGCAAUCAGAAAGGCAAAGCAAAAGGAAAAGGCAAAAAGAAACCGAAGGAGGAGAGGGCCCCCUCCCCACCCGUGGAAGUGGACGAGCCUCGGGAGUUCGUGUUUCGGCCUGCCCCCCAGGGCCGGACAGUGCGCUGCCGACUGACCCGGGACAAGAAGGGAAUGGAUCGGGGACUGUAUCCCUCCUACUUCCUGCACUUGGACACGGAGAAAAAGGUGUUCAUCUUGGCUGGCAGGAAACGGAAGCGGAGCAAGACAGCCAAUUACCUCAUCUCCAGUGACCCUACCAAUCUGUCCCGAGGAGGGGAGAAUUUCAUCGGGAAGCUGAGGUCCAACCUCCUAGGAAACCGCUUCACCGUCUUUGACAAUGGGCAGAACCCGCACCGUGGAGGAGGCAGCGCUGAUGUGGGGAGCCUUCGGCAGGAGCUGGCAGCUGUGAUCUAUGAAACCAACAUGCUGGGCUUCCGAGGUCCCCGGCGCAUGACAGUCCUCAUUCCUGGCAUGAAUGCGGACAACGACAGGGUCCCCAUCCGGCCCCGAAAUGCCAGCGAUGGGCUGCUGGUGCGCUGGCAGAACAAGACGCUGGAGAGCCUCAUUGAGCUGCACAACAAGCCACCUGUUUGGAACGAAGAUAGCGGCUCCUACACCCUCAACUUCCAAGGCCGAGUCACCCAGGCCUCGGUCAAGAACUUCCAGAUAGUCCACGCCGAUGACCCCGACUAUAUCGUGCUGCAGUUCGGCCGCGUGGCCGAGGAUGCCUUCACUUUAGACUACCGGUACCCGCUGUGCGCCCUGCAGGCCUUCGCCAUCGCCCUCUCCAGUUUCGACGGGAAGCUGGCCUGCGAGUGACCCCAGCACUCCCAGAGCCCGCCAGGGUUGGGGAAAGGAUUUAGUGGCGGCUUGCAGGGUCCCUUCACCAAAGCCCCCACGGAAGACUGCUCCCUUGUCGGAGAGUGACCCCUCACUGUCUCCAGGUGACCUCCAUCCACUCCCCAGCCUGGUACAGGCCAAGACAGGGGAGGAGCUCAGAUUGAGGGUCCGACGGAGAUGAAGAACAUCUGGAGUUUGAGCCGCACAUCUGGUCGCGGAGCGAGCUGCUUCAAAACACAUACACACACACACACACACACACACACCCGCGCACUCCUGUCACUUCCUGUCCAGAAGCAGUAGUCAGUGUUGUUUUAACCCCCUCCGGGACCGUGCGAGGGCUUGGAGGAGCUGGGGCUGGCUCCGAGGAGGGGGUAGGUGAUGGGGGACGAGGGCAGGGUACCCACAUCCCCAAUAAAGCCGUGUCCCAGGCCAAGCGGUGC
Molecule: messenger RNA, 2159 nt
Organism: Hipposideros armiger (great roundleaf bat)
Lineage: Eukaryota; Metazoa; Chordata; Mammalia; Chiroptera; Hipposideridae
Gene: TULP1
Product: TUB like protein 1
Exons: 15
Coding region: 43-1695 (550 amino acids)
Biological process (GO): protein localization to cilium
Cellular component (GO): cilium
Molecular function (GO): actin filament binding
Source: RefSeq, a predicted model, not a curated record